GGUCUCUUAGUGAAAAGGACCCUGGAGAGGAGGACAGGCUUGAGGAGCUGCGGCCAGACGUGCUUUUCCAGCCCGUCUCCCACCUCCCGUUGCCUUUCCUUUGCGGAGGGCCGGGCCACCCUUGGUCCUCUCAGGGGGUGUCUUCCCCGCCUUCCUCUUCUCCUCAAGGUCCUCCUGCCUCCUCCGCCCAGCUGUCAAAGCUGGUGUCUUUGUUCCUGGCUCCCAGGGCUGGAGCUUGUCCCCUCUCGCCCUUCUCCCUUCGGGGCCAAACAGGUGUCUGUCUGGAAAAGGGAGAGAGAGAGAGAAAGCGAGAGUUGGAGGCGCGCUGCGGGCAAAGGGUUAAGGGCGCCCGCUUCCGCGCGGCUUCCCGUCCUCAAUGGGCAUGUGCGAGGAGGCAUCCGCACAUGCCCAUUCAGGCUGGAGCCUGGGCAGUUUCUCUCCUCGCAACGCCGGGAGAGCAAGAGCAUCGUACGGAGAGAGAGGAAGGAGGCAGAUAGUCAAGGAAGCCGUUCAAGCGAACGCGAGGGAGAGGGAGAGGCGAGAGGGAGGGAAUCGAGGCAAAAAGGAGGCGGAAUCGCAGAGAGGUUUCUGCCUGCCAGCAUCACAAGCCCCGCCAUGCCUUGAUCGCGGCGCCCGCCGUUUGCUUUUCAUGACACCCGGGUUGCCGGGUCUGGGCGCGGAUGGGAGCGGGGCGGGCCGCCUUGGGAGGGAGGCUGCAAACUUUGCCAUGCGCCAGGUGUCCUUCCGCCGCCCGGCGCUCCCUUCGCCCGCUCGGCCCUCCCUGGGCACCGCCUCCGCCGCCGCCCGGACGACACACGCCGGCAUGGACCUGACUUGAAGGAGGAUCCCAACUACAGCCUACUACCACCCUCGCCCCACGUGCCGCCGAGGAAGGAAGGCAAGAAGGAAAGAAGGAUCCUUGUCCUCUUGAUUAAUCCCAGGGCAUUGGGACAGACUUCCACCUAAGUUGCGGCUUGCAGGUAACCGGUUGCGGGUUCGCUUUUCGUGGGGAGGUUGGACCCAGCUCACACGGACGGCGAGCCCUCGGGGUCUGGAUCCCGCAGAAGAAGAUUUGCGGGAAGGCCGCCCUUCCUCCCGCUCUGCAGGUGCGCCACCCGGAUCUCCUCCUGGGUGGGUCCGCCGCCUUCCGCCUCUUACCACGGGCUCCUAAUCCUGGAGCAGACACAGCCACCUAGUCAGCUUUCUCUCUCUCUCUCCAUGUAUGUGUGAAUGAUGGUUUAAGCCGUGCCCCCCUCCUCCAUUCCGUCCUCCUUUUCCUCCCCUCCGAGUCGCAUUAGUCAGCAAGUGUGCCUCGCCCCCUCCCCACAACACACCGACACCCUCUUCCCUUGGGCUGCUUUUGAAAAAAAAAGCCCCCCAUUUCCACACUACUCCUUCCAAGGGCAGCGAGCAUUAAAAAAGACACACACACUCACAAUACCAGCUUGGUUCCUGACACACUCCACCUUUCUCCUUUGGACUGUAUUUGUUUAAAAAAUCCCCAAAUUUCCACUGCUUCCAUUUAAAAAAUCCCAAAUAGGUGUCACCCUCAAGAUAAGCUUGGUUCCCUACACAUUCCACUCCUUUCCCUUAGACUGGCUCGAAAAAAAACCCACCAAAUUUCUCCACAUUGCUCCUUCCAAGAGCAGGCAUCAUAUUUUAAAAAAAAACCUCCAAGAGGUGCCACUCACAAUACCAGCUUGGUUCCCUGCACAUUUCACUCCCUUCCCUUGGACUGGCUUGAAAAAACAAACCCAAAUUUCUCCACACGACUCCUUGCAUGAGCAGGCACGGUAGAACAAAAACCCAAGUAGGUGUCACCCUUAAGACGAGCUUGGUUCUCCACACCUUCCACUCCCUUCCCUUGGACUGCCUUUAGAAAAUACCCACAUUUCUCCUCACUGCUCCUUCCAAGACCAGGCACCAUAUUAAAAAAAAAAAACCAAAUAGGUGCCACCCUUAAGACGAGCUUGGUUCCCCACACAUUUCCUCCCCCUUCCCAAAAUUUCCACACGACACCUUCCAAGAGCAGCCACCAUAUAACAAAAACCCAAGUAGGUGUCACUCUCAAGACAACCUUGAUUCGCAACACUUUUCAUCCCCUUCCCUUGGACUGGGUUGGGAAAAAAAACCAAACCCAAAUUUCCACACACCACUGCUUCCAAGAGCAGGCACCAUAUAACAAAACCCACCCUCAAGACGAGCUUGGUUCCUUCCAAGAGCAGGCAACCUAAAAGAAAACCCCAAGCAGGUGUCACCCUCAAGACCAGCUUGGUUCCCCACACACGACUCCCGCCUAAAAUAAAACCCCAAAGAGGUGUCGCCAGCUUGGUUCCCCCUCACACUUCCACCUCCCUCCCUUGGACUGCUUCGAGGGGGGGAACCACCAUAAUAAAAACACCCCACUCGGUGCCAGCCCCAUUGAGAGCUUGGGCGCCCCUUGGCUCCUCCCUCCUCUUCGCGCGCCUGCUUUCCCUGCCUGCCUGCCUCCCCUCCUCCCUGCCUUCUCCCUCGAGAGUCUUUGUUGCUGUUUAAAGUCAGACAAUGAGGCGCGGGGAAACUCCCCUCAGCCGCCGGAGGGGAGGCGCCGCCGCGCUGUAGCGCCCACCACAAAGGAGGAGGAGGAGGAGGAGGAGGAGGGAGCGGGAGGAGGGAGGGGAAGCUUGGCGGCCGGCUGGCUCUCCCUCUGCCGCCCUCCGGCCCCUCCAUGCUGUGGCCCGCUCUCCUCCCGGAGCGCCCCGCCGGAGCCUUCCCUCCUCUUCCUCCUCCUCCGUCGCCUCCUCCUCCUCCUCCGCCGCCGCCUCCUCCUCCGCCUGCCCUAGAAUGUUGCGGCAGGUCCUGCACAGGGGGCUGAGAUCGUCGUUCGCCAGACUCGGGCACUUCGUGGCCAGCCACCCGGUCUUCUUCGCCUCGGCGCCCGUCCUGCUCUCCAUCUUGCUGGGCGCCAGCUUCAGCCGCUACCGGGUGGAGGGCAGCGUGGAGCACCUGCUGGCCCCCAAGCACAGCCUGGCCAGGAUCGAGCGCAACCUGGUCAACAGCCUCUUCCCGGUCAACCGCUCCAAGCACCGGCUCUACUCCGACCUGCAGACGCCCGGGCGCUACGGGAGGGUCGUCGUCACCUCCUUCGUCAAGGCCAACAUGCUGGACCAGCACCACGCCGACCUGAUCCUCAAGUUGCACUCUGCUGUGACCAGGAUCCAAGUACAAAGACCAGGUUUCAAUUACACAUUUGCCCAUAUCUGCAUCCUAAAUAAUGACAAGUCUUGCAUAGUGGAUGAUAUUGUGCACAUCCUGAAGGAACUGAAGGCUGCUCGCAUGUCUAAUCAAACAAAUUUUGCCAUCACAUACCCAAUCACGCACUUAAAGGAUGGCAGGGAAGUGUACAAUGGACACCAACUUGGCGGUGUCACCGUCCACAGCAAAGACCGGGUGAAGUCUGCUGAAGCCAUUCAACUCACAUAUUACUUGCAGGCAAUCAACUCCCUGAAUGAUAUGGUGGCAGAAAAAUGGGAAUCCAACUUCUGUGACACUGUUGAACUUUUCCAGAAAUCCAACCGGAAUGUCACGAUGUAUCCUUUCACUUCAUCAUCUCUUCAAGAAGAUUUCCAGAAGACAAGCAUAGUGUCAGAACGCUACCUGACCACAAGCUUGGUCCUUGUGGUAACGUUGGCCAUGCUUUGUUGUUCCAUGCAAGACUGUGUCCGCAGCAAACCCUGGCUUGGUCUCCUUGGGUUGUUAACUGUGAGUUUGGCCACUCUCACUGCAGCUGGAAUCAUUAAUCUGACUGGUGGGAAAUACAAUUCUACCUUCCUGGGAAUUCCCUUCAUCGUAUUAGGUCAUGGAUUAUAUGGAACUUUUGAAAUGUUGUCCUCCUGGAGGAAAACUAGAGAAGACCAACACGUGAAAGAGAGAACUGCAGCUGUAUUUGCAGACUCCAUGCUUUCCUUUUCUCUCACCACUGCCAUGUAUCUGGUCACCUUUGGAAUAGGUGCCAGCCCCUUCACUAACAUUGAAGCAGCCAGGCUCUUCUGCUGCAAUUCCUGUAUUGCAAUUUUCUUCAACUACCUCUAUGUGCUCUCCUUUUAUGGUUCCAGCCUCGUGUUUACUGGCUACAUAGAAAACAACUACCAGCAUAGCAUCUUCUGCAGAAAGGUACCAAAGCCAGAGGUCUUGCAAGAGAAGCCUGCCUGGUAUAGGUUUCUUCUGACAGCCAAAUUCAGUGAGGACACUGCAGAGUCAGAGGAGACAAACAGUUAUGAAAGUCACCUUUUGGUGUGUUUCCUCAAGCGUUAUUACUGCGACUGGAUAACGAACACAUAUGUCAAGCCUUUUGUAGUUCUCUUUUACCUUAUUUAUAUUUCCUUUGCCUUAAUGGGCUACCUGCAGGUCAAUGAAGAGUCAGACCUUAGGAACAUUGUAGCAACUGCAACACGAACAAUGGAGUACACUGCAGCUCAGCAGAAAUACUUCAGCAAUUACAGCCCAGUCAUUGGGUUUUAUAUCUAUGAGUCCAUAGAAUACUGGAACAUAACCGUUCAAGAGGACAUGCUAGAGUACACCAAGGGAUUUGUGCGGAUAUCUUGGUUUGAGAGCUAUUUAAAUUACCUUAGAAAACUCAACAUAUCAACUGGAUUACCCAAAAAGAAUUUCACAGAUAUUCUAAGGAACUCCUUCCUGAAAGCACCCCAGUUUGCCCAUUUUUCAGAGGAUAUCAUUUUUUCCAAGAAAUACAACAAUGAAGUCGACAUUGUGGCCUCUCGAAUGUUCCUGGUUGCUAAGACUAUGGAUACUAAACGAGAAGAGCUUUAUCAUCUCCUGGAAACCUUAAGAAAGCUCUCUCUCAAGUCCAAGGUUAAAUUCAUUGUUUUCAACCCAUCAUUUGUAUACAUGGAUCGUUAUGCCUCCUAUAUGGGAGCCCCCUUGCAAAACUCCUGCAUUAGUGCUUUAUUCCUGCUCUUCUUCUCUGCGUUUCUGGUGGCAGACUCUCUCAUCAAUGUAUGGCUCACACUCACUGUUGCCUCAGUUGAAUUUGGAGUUAUAGGUUUUAUGACCUUGUGGAAAGUCGACUUGGACUGUAUUUCUGUAUUGUGCUUAAUUUAUGGGAUUAAUUAUACAGUUGACAACUGUGCACCUCUCUUGUCAACCUUUGUCCUGGGCAAAGAUUUCACAAGAACUAAAUGGGUAAAGAAUGCCCUGGAAGUGCACGGGGUAGCUAUUUUACAGAGCUACCUCUGCUACAUUGUUGGUCUAAUUCCUCUCGCAGCUGUGCCUUCAAAUCUGACCCGUACACUGUUCAGGUGCUUGUUUUUGAUAGCAUUAGUCACCUUCUUUCAUUGCUUUGCCAUUUUACCUGUGAUACUGACUUUUGUGCCACCAUCCAAGAAAAAACGGAAAGAGAAGAAAACUCCUGAGAACCGGGAGGAAAUAGAGUGCGUUGAAAUGGUGGAUAUGGAUAGUACUCGAGUGGUUGACCAAAUCACAACAGUCUGACUAGUUGGUUUGUUUUCCUUUUUUAAAAACCCUAGGUAUUUCCAAGAGAAGAAAAUCAUAUUGAUUAUAUAACAAAGGGGUUUGGAUGUCUGUUUUCAAAUUAAAACCAGGAGCAUCCAAAACAGCCUGUGAAGGCGGGAAGGGGAUAACUGCACAUCGGUUGGCCUUCACAUUAAAAGUAUAGUGAAAUUUACAUUCACCCAAUACAAUACAAUGCAAAUGUCAAUUUGAGUUGCUACCUGAGAUAAGAUAAUAGAGGUGGGUGAUUAAAUAGGAUACCGCUGUGUCUACCCUGCAGAUGCCGCUGCCCUUGCGGCAGUAUGCCAGCACAUUGAAAGGUCAACUGUCAAGGCUGAAGGAGCAGUAAGUGUACAUUUUGGACACAGAGGCUAUGGAAAACAUUCAGUCUAGCAAUAACUCAAGUCCAUGAGUCACCUAUUAUGGAUCUUAGCCAUCACAUUUAACUUUUUUUUUUCUCUCCCUCCCCCCUCCUAUUUUUUCCAAAUGGAAAUAUAUAUGCAAUUAUGUAAAAAAAAACACAAAACAAAAUAAGAAAGACCAAGAAUAUCAAAUUGACCUAAGGAUAAAUACAGCUAAUACUGUCAAGAUAGGGUCGUGUUGCAGUUGCCUUUUUCUGAAUAGAUAUUUUAAAGUGUAAUGAAUUCCCAGUAUAUUUUUAAUAUAACAUGAUUUUGUAGCAUUUCUUUUUUAAAAACAAUCGUGAUAAUUAAUCAUAUGUUUUAUGACAUAUACAUGCACAUGGUCUUAGUUCUCUGAUACAGCUCCAGUCUCUGAAUGUGUUUGCAUAAUUUAAGAUAUCUGUUUUAAUGAUGCUAUAUUUUGUAGCACUCUUCAGUAUGCUAGGGAUUUAGUGGCAUGUUAGAGAAAGACGUACUUCACUACCAGAAUCCAUGAAACAAGCCUCAGAUGCCUAAAUUUCAUCAAGGAAAUGUGAAUGUUAGGACACGUUUCAAAAGAAGAGUCAUUUACUAGUAGUUCAUGCUAAGGGGAUCAAUGUGCUGUGCUGCUUUAUGUAGGCCACAAUCCUUAGAUAGUAAUUUCUAUUUCUGUAAUCUACUAUAGACUAUGAGUCAUGGAAAUGAGUUGAGCGACUUUGGAAGAAGUGGCUUUUGAACUCUAAAAUAUUACAAUCUUCCCUAAGGUAAUGUUAAAAGUAGAUGUCCUAAAAAGAAUGGAUAAGAAUGGAUUCCAUACCUGUUCUUAUGAAAGAUCUCUUUAGUAUAGAAGCCAAAGACAGAUGGAAACCAAUUUUAUGGACAGAUAUUUAAUAUUCUGGAAAUGAUCUAUCCCAGAAAAGUUGACAUCUCUGAAACUUUCAAAGCAGAGUAACAUAAUACUAUAUUUCCUUAUCAUACUCAUAUCUGUGACCUAUAAGAAAUUAUGAUAAGCUUUAAUGACAGUUAGCAACCAAUUCCUGUAAUGUUUAUAAUGGUACUACAAUAUACUGUUAAGAGCAUCUGGGACUGAACAUGAUGAUUAUUUACCUCCCUCGAAGUAGAUAACAGUAUAAUUGUACUGGUCUGCUGAUCUAUCAGAUCUGUAGCCAGCCCUCCACAGUUGCUGGGGUUACGGACACAGGACCCCGUGAAGGUGAAAAACUGAAUAAAGAAAUUCUAUUUUUUUUAACUUAAGAGAAUCUGUCUAGGGAGUUCUAGGUUUUUGAGCAGAACACUAUGAUGAAAUUCAGCGGGAAGCUGAAUGCAUUGGAGGACCUACUGAUUCCUAGAAAUAUGUUCUCUCUAGAAAUCUCAUGGUUUUCCAGCAAGACUGGAGGACGUUGACCAUAGUCCAGGCAUGGGUAAACUUUGGCCCUCCAGAUGUUUUGGACUUCAACUCUUAGAAAUCCCAGCCAGCUUACCAGCUGUUAGAAGGGAGUUGAAGUCCUUCAUACCUGGGGAGCUGAAGUUUGACCAUGCCUGAUAUAGUCACACUAGAGAACCUAAAAAUCCUUAAAGAUAACAUUUUUAAUCAAGUCCAUAAACAAUCAAAUCUGCAAAAGUCAAAACUGCAAAUGUGAAGGGAUGAACAUCAAACCAGAAUUUUCUUUCACUUAGUCCUCCAUUUGGCUUGUAAAGGCUUUCCGUUUAUCUUUCUUGGGUAAGAAAUGGUCAAGAUACCUCUUAAUUCUGUCCCAAUGGUUUCUGCUAAUUCCACACAGGUAAGAGCUUCUGCACUGGUUCACUUAUAAUUGUUCUCAUAUAUAAUUAGCACUGCAGUGAAUCAGACCGAUUUUUAAUGCCACAGAUGAGAAACUGUAUCGACUGUUAGACUUCCACAAAUAGCUUCCCAGUGAAAAAGAAUAUUUCCACUAGAGGAAAAGGUGGAGUGAACUUUUAUGUAUUAUUAGUGCUUCAUUUGGAUUUUUCUCCAAAAAAAACUUGUUAAGGGCUUACAAGAGCUAUAAAUUAUUUCCUAUAAUUCUAGAAACUAACAAAAAAAUUUGGCUUUCCUGAUAGGUGUUCCCAAGAGCCUGUGGUUUGUACAAAGUUGAAGGCUGAACAGAUUGCACCAAUGGCUACAUUGAAUUGAUGUGGUGGUUAGCUACAGUCUUUUUUGUUCAUUUUUCCGCUUUGAUAGUGGAGCUUGUUUUGUCACUGUUCAUCUCUUGGGUAUCUGUACGUAUGUACAAGUUCUGAUGUUUUGUUUCAAUCGAAAAUAUGUUAUCAUUCUUGCCAGCAUGAAAGGUGUUCACGCAGGAAAAUUUGGGGUCCUUGCCAAGCAUUUCUCUGUCCCAAAAUGGAAAUCUCACUCUCCCAGAGGUUUGACAAGCUGCUAUGAUUAAUAUGCAGUUCUAACCAGAAACUGUAAUGCAAGUUCCCUCCUUGAAAUCUCAAUGAAUUUGAUAGCAUCUUUGUUCUUCAUGGAGAAUAACUGAACCUAGUACAAAUUAAAGGUUGAGGAGUGAAGUUCUCCCUCCAAGUUCGCCCUGGAAAAUAAUGUAUGUGUCAUGAGUGUGGGUGAAAAUUUAAAAUGAUUCAUAUCAUCCUCAUCAUCAUUUACAGUUCCUGUUCUGCAUUGCCCAGAUUAUGUUCCAUUUAAACCUUUAGUCCACAGAAAUUGAUGUUUGUUUUUCAAAGCUUACAAAAUCUUAGCACACACUCACAUACAAACAUGCCUGUUCCUAAGCUAGAUGCUGACAGGAUUUCAAAUUUGGCUCCAAAGCAGAGAGCAAAGAACUCAAUGGAAGGACAUUCACUCUUAAAUCUCAGUGGAAUUAAUGGGGCUUUUUGGUGGUAUGUGGCCACUGAGUUGAAAUCUUACACAGUCUGUAAUCUGUCUUUGCAUUUUCAAAAUACUACCCACUUUGCUUAAAUGCUUUUAGCUUAAAAGGCCAUUGUUGCAUUAAGCAUUCACAUUUACUAUAACUCAUUGGUCUGAGCAGAGUUUUGCAUUUUUCCCCUGUGAACAAAAAAAGUGAACCUAAUUGACUCUGUUUAGCAAGUUCAUUCACACUAGUCUUUCUAGAGAUGUCAUUGCCUAUGGAGACUUCAGUGGAAGUUCAUUCUCAGUAUACAAGCAGUUUGAAUCUAGUGGGAAAUGCAAGAAGAAAAACUGAAGCAGCAAAAAAAAAACAUGCCCAGAAUUUUGUUGUAAGAAAUCUAAAUUAAAAGAGGACUAAACUCAAAAGAUCUGGGGGGGGGGGAGGCUCUUUGGCAAAGGAAAUUUGAUUUUUUUUUUCAAAAUGCCAAACUUCCUAAAUAAAUCUAGACCUAGAAAAGCUUCAUGACAUCCAGAAUAGAAUGUUGCAAUGAAAGUUCCAAAAGUUCCAAAUUCUUAUUGCAUCCUCAAGUGACACAAAACCAGUUUUAAUAAUGUUUUAUUUUAUCCCAAAAUCUGGAAGAGUCAACAUUUGAAAGAUGUUUUAAAAGUCAGGUUACAAAAGAGAGUAGUCACUGCUACAUUCAAUCUCAUUUUAAAGUUAAGAUUGAAAUCCUCGAAGUCACCCACUCACUGAAUCUACUUAGUUUGGUGUUUGUAAUUGCUUGAAAUUGCACAGUAAAUCUAUUAGGGGGGAUUGGAGGCAUAAAAAUUGAGACCAUAAGAAGUGCUAUCUUGGAUCAGACUAAAUGCCUAUUUAGUCCAGCAUUGUGACCACAGUCCAAUCAGGUGGCUAUAGCUAUCUCCAUAGCAGCACACAUGUACAGGACUUCCUUUCAGCACGUGUUCCUCACCAGGCAUGCACACUACCACUGAUGUUUGCAAUACGAGUUGAGUAUCCCUUACCUGGAAUUAAAAAAUAUGAAAUACUCCAAAACUCAGAAUAGCCUACAUGGAUGCUCUAAAAGUGACACCUUCACUUUAUAUUGGUUCAGCUGGGUAUAAAAUUGCUUUCAGGCUAUGUGUAUAAGAUGUAUAUCAUCAGACUAUUUGUAUAAGCGUCCCAUAUCCAAGGUAUGUCAUAUAAGUAUAUGCAAAUACAGUAGAGUCUCACUUAUCCAAGCUAAACGGGCCGGCAGAAGCUUGGAUAAGCGAAUAUCUUGGAUAACAAGGAGGGAUGAAGGAAAAGCCUAUUAAACAUCAAAUUAGGUUAUGAUUUUACAAAUUAAGCACCAAAACUUCAUGUUAUACAACAAAUUUGACAGAAAAAGUAGUUCAAUACACAGUAAUGUUAUGUUGUAAUUACUGUAUUUACGAAUUUAGCACCAAAAUAUCACGAUAUAUUGAAAACAUUGACUACAAAAAUGGCUUGGAUUAUCCAGAGGCUUGGAUAAGCGAGGCUUGGAUUAGUGAGACUCUACUGUAUUACAAAAUCUGGAAGAAAAAUCCAAAAAUGUUGAACACCUAUGGCCCCAUGUAUUUCAGAUAAGGGAUAUUCAGUCUAGCCUUGUGACUUUUAGUUUUUGAGAGCUUUUUCUGCCAUGAGAUUGCUUCUGUUAUAUGGGAAGGGACUGCCAAGAAUUCAAGCUAAAGACCUGAGACAGAGUUUUGAAGUAUUUAUUUACUUGUAAUUCAAUACAUUUUGGAAUGUUAAUGUCAUUCUCCUGUACAUACUUCCAACACAAUUAACAAUAAUUAGUAUUUAUGCCAAUUGUGGCAAGACACAAUAGUCUCUGAUUAUAUUAAAAAUGUUGCCCCCCCCACACACACACACACAAUAUCACUUCGUCUGUUUUAACCUGGGGCCCCUUUUAAUUGCACAUAGAGCCAUUGUUUCAGUUUAAAUCUCAUGUUUCCAUCCUUCAGACCUACAAUGAGAAUCUGAUUUUUUAGAAGAGCCAGCAUGAUACAGUGUUUGGGAUGUUGGAUUACAGCUAUGGAGACCAGAAUUUGAAUCCCCAUUCCACCAUGGAAACCCAUGGGGUGGCCCUGGGCAAAUUUCAUUCUCAGCCUUAGAGGAAGGCCGUGGCAAAUUCCCUCUGAAUUUUCAACUCUUGAUUUGAAGGCACACAAUAAAGAAUCUAUUUGGAGGAUUGGCAUCACUUUCAGUUUGGGGAGUAGAUUUAGCCUUCAGUCCCAAGAUAAGAACAUAAGACCAGCACAACUUCUACAAAAUGCUCCAGGAAACCACCUGGAAGUGCUAGUAGCUUUAUUCGAGAUCACACAAUUUGUGUGACUUGUGUCCUGUUAGGUUUCCAUGGGAAGUGUUGGAAAGAUCAGGAGACUAGACUACAGAAACUGCAGGAGACACUAAAGAUGGUUGAGUGGCUGUAAUGACUUAAGUUUUGAGAUCUUUUUUGCAAGUUACUUUCAUGCAUGCCAUUCAUAAGUUCAGAAUAGCAUGUAAUGCACUAGAUGUAAUGCAAUUAAAUACAUUCUUUGUUAAGUUUCAACUUCUUUUUAAAGUAUGGAUGAACUGCUUUCAUUGCAUCCACUUAAGCUCCGAUGUCAAGAGUGAUGAAUUCAAAUUCUUCCCAUAGUAUAAAACUGCUGAUAAUUUCUCUGCACCACAGCCACAUAUCAAAUGAAUUUUAAAAAACACACAAUCAAACCAGGUCAUGAGCAGGCUUUAAAUAUAUGUCAGUAAGAACAUAAUAAUAAUAAAAUAAAACUUUAUCUAUACCCCGCCACCAUCUCCCUGUGGGGACUCGGGGCGGCUCACAAUGUUACAAAAGUAACAGUGCAAAUACAUUAACAAUACACACAGUUUAAAACACAAGAAGAUGAUAAAACAGAAGUUAAAACAAAGGUUUAUACAACAGUAAUAAUAUCAAACAAUAUAAAAUAAUAUCAAACAACCACCAAUGCCAUUCAGUCAACUUCAAAGGUUGGGGGGGGGGGGAACUAUAGCAGCAAUAUAAGAUAAAAUCAUUAGAUUAAAAUACCCUGAUGAAAGGAACCUAAUAACAUUCAGAAUAGAAUUAUAAUGAGGCUGGUCAUCCAAUGGCUGUCUCUCCAAAGGCCAGCCCAAACAUCCAGGUUUUCAAUUGUUUCUUGAAGGAUGGUAGGGAGAGCGCCAUCCUAAUCUCCCUGGGGAGGGAGUUCCAGAGCCGAGGGGCCACAGCCGAGACGACCCUCACAACAUCCUGACAGCCUUCAGACUUGCUUAGCUUGGAUAGUGGGCAGCAAGCAGAAUGUAUGGUGCCCACUAGACAAGAUGUGCCGUUUACCCUGUUCCUCUUUGUGAGCAUUUGCCAAAUGGUGGUAAUGACAGCAAACUCUUAGAAUACAGUAAGAAACAUCCAAAUUCUCUUGGACAGCAAAUCCAAGCAGCUUGGGCCAGCACAGCUGGUGGUGAUGUUUGCUACAACUUGUGUGCCAACAUCUAGAAAGUCACAAGAUUCCCAUCCCUCUAUAAGGCAAGUGUGGAGAACACGUGACAAAUAAGUGAAAUGUAGAUAUCAGGCUUCCUUCCUUCUUUUGAGUGUUGUCCUCUCAUUCUAUUUAUAUAUCUAUUUACAAAAUUAAGGAGAAAAAGUUGGGAUCACUGCCCAAGGCAUGUUGACUAAGAGCCCCUCUUUUUGAAAGAAGCCCAGGCACAGUGGCCAGUGUGAAAAUUGUGAUGAGUAAAGAGUCAGUGCUUAAUCAUGUGUUGCUUAAUUUAUCAAAGCACAGGAGGUAGAACAUUGACCAACUAUUACAUGUUCAUUCUGGAUGAAUAUGAAUACAGUCACCUUCUGAAGCCACAUUUAACCUAAAAUUUUCAAGAUUGCUUUUUUUAUUCCAAGUUACCUAAAUUGGCCUUGAAAUCUGGUACCAAUUAAUUCCUGCGUUUCCUAAAAUCAUAGAGCUGAAAGGGACAGCAAGAGCCAUCUAGCCCAAUAUCUAUCAUGCAGAAAUGAAUAACUAAAGCACUCCAGGGAGAUUAAUGUUAACCCUCUGUUUAGACAUCCAAAGUAGGAGAGACCACCACCACACUCCAAGGCAGGAUAUUCCACUGUCAAACGGAUCUUCCUGUCACAAAGUUCUUCCUAAUGUUUAGGUGAAAUGUUUUUUCUUGUAAUUUGAAUCCACUGAUUUGUGAUCUAGUCUGUAUAGCAGCAAAACAAACUUACACCAUUUUCUGUGUUACAUCCAUUUACAUAUUUAAAGAUAUUUAUCUAGAAGAAUGCCCCUUUUAGGAUGACUUUAGACAUAACUUUCUCUUUCUUUUCUUAGCAGUGUAUUUCCAUCUGAAGCUAAAUCCAAUUGUUAGUCCCACUGAAUCAGUACGUCAAUACCUAAGUAAAUUUUACAGAUUCAAUAAUCUAAUAUCAGAGUUCAGAUCUGAAUACUGAGCCACACAAGUUUAUGAUUAUUCCUCUGUGGCAUCAGUUUGACUUGAAGGAACAUCUUGAGGGUAAGAUAUAGGAGCAACCUCCAUUUGCUUUUGGAAAUUGGCAAGCAGAAGCACCUCAAGAGAAAGAAUUAGACCCUCAAGAACAGUGCUAUAGUGUAAACAGUGACAGUGAAGAACUCGAUGUAACAUUCAUUCAGACAAUGAAUCUAGUUUAUUGCUUUCCCUUGUCCUUCAGAAGGAAAUGGAGCCUGGCUAUUUUUAAACAUUGGCUUGCUCAAUACUUUGCCAAAUAUAAUAUUCUAGUCAAACAUAUGCAGGAAAUUUCCACUGGGGAAAUUAGUCUGGUGCCUCAAACAUUGCACCUCUAUGGGUGAUAGUCCACCAAAAAAAUUGUAGGAACUUGCCUUGUGACCAUCACCCCUAGACAUUAAGGCUAAAGUUUGGUUGAAUGCCAUGCCCUCUACUUUGGAAGAGACCUUUUCCUUUGCUUUAAGUGUGUUAAGUCACCGCAAGAAUGCUUAUGCUUUCUUCUAUUCUUAUUUUAAACUAUCCUAAAAGCUUGAUUGCAAGGCCUUAUCCCAGUUCUAAAAAAGAAAAAUAAUCUGCAUAGUUGAAGCAUGAGCAUGCCACCCCACUCGGUCUAUAAGACAACUAGCAUGGGUGUAAAUCUGAUAGUGCCUAUGCCAAAUAUUUUAUUUUUAUAAAUGUAUUUAUUUGAAUUCAUAUAUCACCUUUCUUUGAAAAUAUUUGGAACACUACAGGUUGAGUUUCUCAACCAAAAUGCUAGGAACCAGACAUGUUUCAUAUUUCUGGGUUUUAACCCUAGAUUUUUGAAUAUAUACAUAAUGAAAGUAUUUUGGAGAUGGCAUCCAAGUCUAAACAGGAAAUUCGUUUAUGUUUCACAUAUACCAUAUGCACUAACCUGGAGGUAAUUUGAUACACAGGGUUUUUCAAUAAUUUAGUGCAUGAAAUGAAGUUUAUGUAUAUUGUGAAUGCAAAGGUGUCACUUUCUCAGCCACCCAAGGACAAUUUCAGAGUAUUUCAGAUUUCCAGAUAAGUGAUACUCAAUGUAUACAACAGAAACAUAAACUAUAAAAUAAUAUACAUGAUUAAAAACAGAAAACAACACAAAUAUUUAAGAUAUCCUUAAAAGUCAAAUUAUAAAAAUACAUUUUGAAACUUUUGCUAAAAACAGGCAAUCGUACCAGUAAAUGUGAUGGAACUGUUUUGGGAGUAACAAAAGGGGGGUUCCUUUUGUAUCAGAUGAGAGAGAACUGUAUCUUGAAGUAACACAACCAAAGAGGCCUCUCCUGUAAAUCCUAAUAAUAGGAUGGGUUGAUCAUGAAACAGGCUCUCCCUUAGAUUAGAUGCCCAUUUAGUUCACCUACACCUUCAUAUGUCAAGAUAAACUGAUUUUGAUCCCUGGAACCAUAGAUUGGCUCUGAGCUUAAUUUUAUUUCUUUUCUUUUCAACAAGCCAGACCAGUGAUUUUAAAGGAUGGUCUUUACUCUUCUACUAGCUUUUCUAUAAGGUGAAGUCAAAAGUAAUUCUCUAAAAUUUCUGUGACAAGCACUUCUUAAGCUGUGCAAACUGUUGCAAGGUGCAUUUCAAAGAAACCACCACUUCUACUCCUGACCUCUAACUUUGGAGUCCUUUCAGAUGACAUUUCAUGAGUAGCCUACUGUGUCAUCAAUUGUGAAUAGAAUUGUAAAUUUAUUGUGAGUCAGUUAUUGACUAACGAAUAUUUUAGUGGUGUAGAGCAUGGAGAAAUCUUGGUGUUGCCAGCCCAUUAUCUAACAAUGCUUCUUGGUUCCCUUUGAUCCAUGAAUUCAUACUUUGGUCAUUGUGCAUCACAUUGCUGUGCUGGUGUGUCCAAAAUGAUUUAAUUUAGAAUCCUUUCAACAGCCCUGUUCCCCCAAUGUGAACAGCUACAGGAUAAAACUAUGUCGUGAAAAGAACAUGAAAAAUGGGAUAUAGUUCUCCAAUACAAUGUUAAGAAAUAAGACAUCUUUGCAUUUAACCCAUAUAAAGCAGGAGCAGGAAAUGUGUUAUCAACAACUUUUCUUGGACUGCCAUCCACAACAGGCAAAAAACAGUCUGUAGUGAGGCAUCAUAGGAGUUGCAGUCCAGCAACAUUCAGAAAUACAUAUUCCCCUCCCCAUGCAACAUGACAACAUUCACAUAGCAAGUGUUGAUUGUCUGACGCUUUCUGCCAUCAUUGCUCAAAAAAUAUUCGCUGAAUUAAUCAGAAUGAGCUUCAUUUACCAACAGCAGUCCUCAAGUGCUUAGUCUGAUUAAUCCUAGCCUUUUACAGUACUGGUCAUGUUGCAGAAAGUUUUCUAAAUGUUGUGGCUUUUCUUCUAAAACAAGAGGUGGAAUCCAGCAAGUGAGCUAGGUGCAAACAAAAAGCACUUACUGGAAAAGUAUAAAUAGAAAAACCUAUCUAAAUUGGCUAGAUUUGGUGCAUACUGUUUAUGCUGAAGAGUAAAAACCAGAGAUUUCUGGAACCUUGGCAGUUGACCUUCCAUUAGUAAGAACAUUGGAGAUGUGUAAACCCUGUACAGUGGCCGAUCAUAACCCUCCUCCUCAUGCUUUGUGAAAAACAUAAGAUUGCUUGGCACUUGUAUGCAAUGCACAUAAAGAUCUGGGCCUGCUCAGCCUGGACUGCAGAACCAGAUGUUAGGAGCAUGAAGGUACAAUGUUAGACUUGCUCUACAUAGUCAAAACUGAACCUAGUCAUCACCGUGCACCUUCCUUCAUGAAUUGUCAAACUAGUCCUGUCAUUCAUGUUGAGUAGACCCAGGGAUGAAAUUUUAAUCUCCCUUGAAAGUUCUUGUGCAUCCAAAUUAACUCCAUGAAUAUUAAUAUUGUCAAGCUUUCAGUAAGCAUGAAGGAGGAAAAUCUCAGGUGACAAAGUAAUACAAUGAAAUUUAUUAUUAUUAUUAAUAUUAUUAUUAUUAUUAUUUUGCUAGGAAGUUUUGGGGAUUCUUCAGCCACUGAGGAAAGAUAGUAGUAUCCCUUGGGGGGAGGGGAUAAGUUUCAAAAGGCUGCAGUUUAUUUUAUGUCUUCAACGAGUAUGUUUCUUCUGAUUUUUUCUUCUCCCUUUCAAAAUCCCCAGGAUUCAGUCACUAUGGUUUAAUGGCUCCCCUAACACUCUUUUGCAAUUGUAAGCACUCAGGGGUUUCACUGAAAAAGGGUGGCUGGAUGCAGCUUCAGGACUUAUUGUAUCCUACAGAGUUAUGUAAUUAUGCACCAACAGCUGAAAGGACACAAUUUUAAGUCAACCUGUUGUGACAGACACUGUGUAAUGUCAUACAAUCAAAUGCAAUGUUUAGUAAACAUAAAUCUCUUUGUCA
Molecule: messenger RNA, 16524 nt
Organism: Anolis carolinensis (green anole)
Lineage: Eukaryota; Metazoa; Chordata; Lepidosauria; Squamata; Anolidae
Gene: ptchd1
Product: patched domain containing 1
Exons: 3
Coding region: 2824-5490 (888 amino acids)
Biological process (GO): cognition; chemical synaptic transmission
Cellular component (GO): synapse; plasma membrane
Source: RefSeq, a predicted model, not a curated record